AUGUCCGCCGCCCGCUUCGAGCUGCCGACGGCGGCGUCGAUGGUAGCAUUGUCGACAGCAGCGGGCAUCAGCAACUCUUCGUCCGGUAACAGCAACGGCAACGGCCACGGCACCUCCUCCGACAAGGCUGCUCCCGCGCCCGCGGCUACCACGACUGCGACUGCAACUGCUACCGCAACAUCGACUGCCACCGCAGCUGCUGCCGCCCUGCUGCCUGCGCGCAGACCGAGGCACCAGAUCACCCGCUCCAUCACCGAGUUCUCGCCGCCGCUCAAGAUGCAUCGUCACCGCCACAGUCACCACCACCACCCGACGCCGCAGCCACACCACCACAGCAGCAGGCGGGACAACAGCAGCAAGUUCCUCUUCCCAGACGAGAGGUCUCCCGGGCUGUCGGCGACUGAUCGGAGCUUGGUGUUGGGGAGGAGCUCGCUCGACAUGACGAGGUCGGAGUUCGCGACGCCCAGCAGGAGUCCGGAUUCGAGCAGACGGACGAGUGCCCUUGUUGGCCCCAUGCUCGGGGGCGGGGAGAAUUCUUUGAACGUCUCGCCGCCUCGAGGGAAGGGAAAGAAAGCCAAUACUGCGACUUCACUGGUGGUGGAGAAGGAGAGGACUGCCAACAGGGUCACGGGUUUGAAGAAGUCGCUCGUGGACCUGAGCAGCUUCUCAACGACGACGACGCGCCGGCUUGACGAGACGUACUACUCCGUCCUCGAGAAGAAGAGCAUGCUGCACAAUACCAUAUCGGCGAUCAAGGAGCUGGCGGUGGCGUCUCGGCGGCUGACGGGGGAGUUUGAGCGCGAAGCCGAAGAGAUGGCGCGGGACGUCGACGGGCAGCUGGCUACCUUUGGGCAGUUCAACGAACAGGAGCAACGCAUCGAGGCGUUGCAGACGAGGAUCGAGAAGGGCAGGACGCGGAUUCAGGGGCUCGGGGAGAGGGUUGACCUUGUCAGGAGACGCAUCGAGGGAUGGGAGAGGGCAGACAGGGAGUGGCAAGAGAAGACGCGCAAGAGGUUGCGGACUGUCUGGAUCGUCAUGUCUGUCGUGUUCGCCAUCUUGAUCCUGUUGUUUAUCGGUGCACAGUAUGCGCAGCAAGUUGGCGGUGUCGACCUGGAGGACGUCGCUGCCAGGAUUGUCGAGAAGGGUGCUAAUCGCACUCCGGGCUUGGGUGUUGAUAGCAAGGGUGACGGGAGUCAGGAAAGGCAUGUGCCGCCGCUGUGGGGAGAUCGCGGUGGAAGAGAGGAAGAGGACAGGUUGAGGGUUUUUGACGAGUUGUAG
Messenger RNA from Colletotrichum chrysophilum, 1278 nucleotides. RefSeq lists its product as uncharacterized. The transcript has 2 exons. Bases 1 to 1278 code for a protein of 425 amino acids. The record is from RefSeq and is a predicted model, not a curated record. Lineage: Eukaryota; Fungi; Ascomycota; Sordariomycetes; Glomerellales; Glomerellaceae.